CGUUAAUAACAUCAUUGCGUAUGAAAAGAUCAAGCUUCAAUUCGUGGAAUUCAAUACAUUUAAAUGCUAAUUAAUUAUGAAGUGUGAUAUUUAUAAUAUUUUCUUUUAUUGUUCUGACUCUAACGAUUUUAUUCACACACAAACAUCUCUGAAAUUCUUUUAAUUAAAAUUUAAAAUAUGUAGAUUUUCGGAAGGUAAAUCUAGUUGGUCAAAACGAGGAUAUAUAUAUUCCCCCAUAAAUACGUGGGAUUAAGUAUUAAGCCCCGGUUAAUCCUCGUUAACCACAAAUUUCCAAGACUUUAAACUCACACAAGUAACAUAAUCGUCCUUAAAUAUCUCUCUGGUACUAAUUGAUAACUACCUUUGAAAAAAAAUAUCACAAAAUUACGUUUACAAGGAAGAGAAUAGAGAGAUUCAGGAGGUGAUCAUUAAGCAAGGCAGCCUGCAACGAUUUCGAUUAGUUAGCUUCUUAAUUACAAUUUUGUGUUUGUUUGCUCAUUGAAAACGCUAAUUAAUAAUACUUAGAAUGGCAUGGUCCCCAAAAUAUGCUGCCAAUGCAUAUCUUGACACCCUCAAAUUGUGUAGCAAACACAAACAAAUGUGCAGUUCAUGUACGGGAACCCAAGAACCCGAGAGCAAUGAAUUCCUAUCAGCAUUAGCAGCUGGAAUGAAAGCGAAGUUGAUAGUGGAAGUCACAACCGAAGGGUCCCCCUCCACCGUAGCCUUAGCAGCGGCAGCUCGUCAAACAGGGGGCAAAUUAGUCUGCAUUAUUCCGGAAACGAUACUUGACAAAACCCAAAAAGUAAUUGAAGAAACAGGGCUAAAUGACAUGGUAGAAUUCAAAACAGGGGACCCUGUGGAAAUCUUACACAAUUACGAAAACAUUGAUUUCUCAUUAGUAGAUGGCAAUACAGAUGAUUAUGAAAUGUUGAUGGAGAAACUUGACGUGAAUCCAAGAAGAUCAGUGGUCGUUACGAAUAAUGUACAAGGGAAGAAAGGGAUAGGAGGACAUUUAAAGAAAGUGGAGAAUACGGUAAAGGUAAGAUCACUACAACAUCCAAUUGGUAAAGGAUUAGAAGUUACAAUGAUUGGUAAAAGCACAGAGUUUGGUAAAAAGGAAAAUAAGAGCAAAUCAGGAUGUUAUUCCCAUUUAAUUAGAGGGGGUGACAAAAAAAAUGGACAUGUAGUGAAAAAGGGUGAUAAGAGCAAAUGGGUUUUUGUUGUGGAUGAAAAAAGUGGGGAAGAACAUAUUUAUAGGAUGCCAAAAUCAUAUACACCUUGAUAAAAAGGAGAGAUUUUCCAACUGAACUGAAGAAAAAUGUGAAGGCACUUGUAAAAUGAGGUUUUUUUUUUUUUAAUGUUAUACCCUUUGUUCUAAUUUCUAUUUCCAUCCCUUUUUAAUGGAGAUUGUUGGGUGUAUUUAGGAGAGGAUAUAGUGAAUUUACAUUGUGAAUGCUCUCUUGUUGAUUUUUUAGAGUUAUUAUUAAUGUACAUUCUUAUAUUAUCUAA
Solanum lycopersicum (tomato) is the source of this 1509-nucleotide messenger RNA. RefSeq lists its product as uncharacterized. The record is from RefSeq and is a predicted model, not a curated record. NCBI's taxonomy places the organism in Eukaryota, Viridiplantae, Streptophyta, Magnoliopsida, Solanales, Solanaceae.